UUUUACGGUCCUUCUUCUCUUCCUCUGUUAUAACUUAAAUGUCAUCUCCUUCGUUCCUCCUGCCUCCGCCAUAGCCGAGGGCAGAGAUCGACGCCCCCUGUGCCCUCCUCGAUUCGACGCCAACGGCGGCGUGGAAACGAGCUCCCACCAGUCACCACUUCCGGCGAGCCUUCGUCGACCGUCGUUCGCUGCCGGCGGCGAAAUAACCACCAGCGAUUCAGCUGAUCAGCUGUCGGCCGGCGAUCGAUCGGGACGGGGAGAGAGAAGUGCGAACGGUCGUGAGAAUUGAUUUGAGCAGGCCCUCGAAAACACUGAAAACCACUCUGAGCUACGGGCACCUUGCAUCGGGGCCUCGGUGUCGUGAAUAUGGGUUACGAUUCUGGGGAUGCUUCGGAAGACAGUCGAGAUGAUGAUGACGAGGAGGAAUAUGAAGAGGGCGGGAGCGGCAACCGCUUUCUGGGGUUUAUGUUUGGGAAUGUGGAUAACUCGGGUGACCUCGACGUUGAUUAUCUUGAUGAGGAUGCAAAGGAGCAUCUUGCAGCGUUGGCUGACAAGCUUGGUCCAUCUUUGGCUGAUAUUGAUUUGUCUGUAAAAUCACCAAGAACACCUGUUGAUGCUGCCGAACAAGAUUACGAUGAGAAGGCUGAAGAUGCUGUUGACUAUGAAGAUAUUGAGGAGCAGUACGAGGGUCCAGAGAUCCAAGCUGCCAGCGAGGAAGACAACUUGCUUCCAGAGAAGGAUUACUUAUCUGCCGAAGUUCCUUUUGCUACUUUGUAUGAUAGAACUUCAGUAUAUGACGAUGAAAAUUAUGAUGAGGAUGAGGAAAAUGAGAAAGAGCAGGAGUUGGUGGAUAAAGAUGCAAUGCAAACUACUUUAUCAGAAGUGCAGGCUGCAAGUCCUGCAGUUUGCUCUGAAGGCAGUAUUUCCGCUGAGCAUGAGCAAUGCCAUGCCUCUCCACGUAAUGAAAGUCCAGUUGCUUCUUUUGAAGAAUUUCAGGAGAUAGCUGAAGCUGAUGAGGAGCCACCGGAGGAUAAAGCUUCUUCCCUGUUACCAGUUCUGUGUAUUGAAAAUGGGAUGGUCAUUUUACGGUUUUCGCAAAUAUUUGGCAUUCAUGAGUUUUCAAAGAAAAGCUACAGAAGGGAUCACAAGACCUCGGUCCACAAAGAGACGUUUAAGUCUGCAGAUGCUUCUCAUGCCGUGGAAGAAGAUGAAGAGGCUUUCUUAAGAGGUUUGGGUCAAGGUUUUUCAUCCCUUAAACUGGCACAAGAAGUCCAAGAUGAUAUAUUGGGCAAUACCGAUGGUGAUACACGGUUUGAAAAAUAUGGUGCUAGGCACGGUGAAGGCAGAUUUCCUCUGAGAGCUGACGAGGACAUUUUUCUUAGUGGAGGACCUAUGAAAGAGGAUCUAACAAUAGAUCUCUCAACAGUUUGGCAGUUGCCUCAAAGUCCUAAUUUCUAUCCUCUUGGUCAGCAAGACUGGGAAAAUAGCAUCCUCUGGGAUGGUUGUCCUCUAAGCCCUGACAAUUCUGCUGAAAACCAUGACCUACGCAGAGCUGAUUUAGGAGACUCGGUCAAUGGAGUUUCUGGGCCACAAAUUGGAUCAGAAAAUCUUAAAUUAGGGCAUCAAAUAUCCCAAAUUGAGAAGACAGAUGGAUUCGGGUGUCCUGCUACUUUGGUUUCCAUCGGAUCAAACAGUACAUUGAGAUGUUCCAAUCUUGUAUUUUCCAGAAAGGAUUUCCAUCCCCAACUUCUGAGAUUAGAAUCUCAUUUGGAAAUGGAUAAAUUUUGCCAUGGAGAUGGUUUGGAGGAUAAAAGCACAGAAGAGCAGCUUCAGCAUGAUGCUUUAACACAAUUUAGCAAAAUCUCGUUGCAGAAUAGACGCAUUCUGGAUGGGUCCUGGGUUGAUGAGAUAAGUUGGGAGCCUAAUGUUUCAAUUGCAAAACCAAAGCUUAUUUUUGAUCUCCAAGAUGGACGUAUGCUUUUUGAGGUUUUAGAUGACAAGGAUGGCAACAAUUUUUGGCUUCAUGCAGGGGCUAUGGUGAUGAGUCGAUCUCCAGAACCCAUUAGUCAUGAUUCUCUUGAGCUGAUCAGUCAUGGUGGACUCUCUAGUUGGCAGUUUGACAUUGCCAAUGACAUUUUCUAUUCAAACAGGAAAUCGUCUCAACAGCUUAAUACUAGCUCUGAAAAACGCAUUUCGUAUGGUGGUGAAGUAUAUCAUUCAGCACCCGCCCUUAAGUUGGAGACAAUGAAACUAAAGUUGAGCAAUAAAGAUGUGGCCAAUUUUCAUCGACCUAAAGCUCUUUGGUAUCCGUACGACAAUGAGGUGGCAGUUAAGGCGCAAGGAAAGCUAUCUACUCAAGGGCCAAUGAAGAUUAUAGUAAAGAGCUUGGGGGGCAAAGGAAGUAAACUUCAUGUUGACGCUGAGGAGACUAUCUCGUCAAUCAAGACAAAGGCUUCAAAGAAGCUAGAUUUUAAGCUAUCUGAACCAGUGAAGAUCUUUUACCGUGGAAAUGAACUUGAUGAUCAUAAAUCUCUUGCUGAUCAAAAUGUCCAGCCAAAUUCCUUGAUACAUAUUGUACGUACAAAUUUACAUUUGCUGCCAAGGGCACAGAAGAUUCCUAGUGAGAAUAAGUCACUGCGUCCUCCUGGUGCAUUCAAGAAGAAAUCUGAGCUCUCUGUGAAAGAUGGCCAUGUGUUUCUAAUGGAGUAUUGCGAGGAAAGGCCCCUAUUGCUGAGCAAUCCAGGGAUGGGUGCAAGACUUUGCACAUACUAUCAGAAAACAGCCCCAAGUGAUCAAAAUGGCAUCUUUUUACGUAGUGAAAACAGGAGUUUGGGGACUGUGAUGGUACUAGAUUCUACUGAUAAAUCCCCUUUCCUUGGAGACAUAAAACCUGGUUGUGCGCAGUCAUCUGUUGAAACAAACAUGUAUAGAGCACCUGUAUUUCCCCACAAGGUGUCCUCGACUGACUAUCUUUUGAUUCGCUCUGCGAAAGGGAAGCUUUCUAUUAGACGGAUUGACAGGAUAAAUGUCGUAGGACAACAGGAGCCUCUCACGGAAGUUAUGUCUCCAGGAACAAAAGACCUGCAAUCUUUUCUCAUGAAAAGAGUACUGGUUUACAUGUUUCGACAGUUUCGUGCCCUUAAAAAAAGUGGCGUAGCUCCUUAUGUACGUGCAGAUGAGUUGUCCUCACAGUUCCUAAACCUGUCUGAAGCCUUUGUCCGUAAUAGAUUGAAAAAGCACGCAUGCGCUGAGUUGAAGAGGGGUUCAAAUGGGGAAUGGAUUUGGAAAAUGAGGCCCAAUUUCCACAUUCCAUCAGAAGAAGCAUUGAGAAAAUUAGUGCCACCAGAGAAGGUCUGUGCAUAUGAAAGUAUGCUAGCUGGUCUUUACAGGCUCAAACAUUUAGGAAUCAGGAGACUUAUGCAUCCAACUGGAAUUGCAUCUGCAAUGAGUCAGCUUCCCAAUGAGGCAAUUGCCCUCGCUGCUGCAUCACACAUUGAGAGGGAACUGCAAAUUACUCCAUGGAACUUGAGUAGCAACUUUGUCGCCUGUACAAACCAGGUUCGAGAAAAUCUUGAGCGUUUGGAAAUCUCUGGUGUUGGCGAUCCAUCUGGCCGGGGUCUUGGUUUUAGUUAUGUUCGUGCUGCUCCAAAGGCACCAAUGUCGAGUGCAAUGACAAAGAAAAAAGCUGCUGCUGGUCGUGGAGGUUCAACAGUUACUGGCACAGAUGCUGAUCUACGUAGACUGAGCAUGGAAGCUGCACGAGAGGUUCUUCUAAAAUUCAACGUACCUGAUGAAAUUAUAGCUAAGCAGACUAGGUGGCAUCGGAUAGCGAUGAUCCGUGAACUUUCUAGCGAACAAGCUGCUUCUGGAGUUAAGGUUGACCCUACGACCAUUAGCAAAUAUGCACGUGGUCAGAGAAUGUCUUUUAUUCAGUUGCAGCAGCAAACCCGAGAAAAAUGUCAGGAAAUUUGGGAUCGACAACUCCAGUCUCUUACAGCUAUUGAUGGUGAUGAAGGUGCUAGCGAUUCGGAAUCCAACAGCGACCUAGAUUCCUUUGCAGGGGACCUAGAAAAUUUGCUUGAUGCAGAAGAAUUUGAAGGGGAUGAAGCAAUUAAUGAACGCAAGCAUGAUAGAUCUGAUGUUGUCAAGGGACUAAAAAUGAGGAGGCAUCCGUGCCUGGUUGAGGCUGAAGAAAAGGGUCAAGAUGAAGCUGCUGAAGCCGCUGAAUUAUGCAGGAUGCUCAUGGAUGAAGAUGAGACGGAAUUGCUAAAGAAAGAAAAGAUUGGAGCUGCGCGGAAGGAACUUGGCCCUGCUCUAGGCUCACAACCUGUUUUUGUUUCCGAGAAAGGAGAGCGCGUCAAGAAACCAAAGAAAGUAGUGAAACAAGUAUCAAGCUCAGUUGCUGGUGAUGGUUCAAAACCGAGUAUUCAUGGUGAUCAAGAAGAUGUGGAAGCUCUUCUAGCAAAAAACAACAACUUCCCAACGAAGGUGAAAGCUAAGAAGAUUAAAAUAUUGGGUGACGGAAUGAAGAUCUUUAAGGAGAAGAAAUCAGCCAGAGAGAGUUUUGUCUGCGGGGCCUGUGGACAGCUUGGACACAUGAGAACCAACAAAAAUUGCCCCAGGUAUGGAGAGGAUCUCGAUUCGCAGACAGAAGCCGUUGAUCCCGAUAAAGCAUUGGGGAAGUCAAGUUUAGUCAAUCCUGCUAGUCUUCCCCAACAGAAAUCUGUGACAAAGAAGAUUAUGCCUAAGAGUGCAACAAAAAUUUCUCUGGCAGAAGCAACAGAAGGUCAGAAGUCUGGCGCCAAAACAAAAGUUCACUCUUUGAAGCUCAAAUGUGGAUCGAUUGACAAGCCUUCUGAUGAUGUCACUCUGGGUUCUACCCAAAGUUCAGACCAAGUGGCAAUGUCCAUUGUCGAUGCUGUGAACAAGUCUACUGUGAAGGUGAAUAAGAUAGUUAUCUCUAGCAAAACUAAACCAGCAGAUGUACAACUUGAAUCCCAUAAACCUUCUAUCGUGAUACGCCGUCCAACUGAUGCUGAUAGAGUCCAUCCAGAAGCCCAGAAGACCUCUAUUGUAUUUCGGCCACCAGUGGAUACAGAUAAAGCACAAAUUGAGCCUCAUAGGCCAUCUAUUGUCAUAAGGCCACCGGCAGAUAUUGAAAAGGAACAGUCUCACAAAAAAUUAAUUAUCAAAAGGCCAAAAGAAGUUAUUGACCUGGACCAGGCCAGUCAGGAAGGAAGUGCUGAUUUUGAGCACAGAAAGACAAAAAAAAUAGUUGAACUGUCAGAUUUCGAGAGAUACAGAACGCAAGAGAAGACUUAUUUUACUGAGUCGUCAUCAAAGAAGAAAUCUCGGGAAGAUAAAAGAUGGUGGGAAGAAGAAGAGAAGAGGAGAAAUAUGGAGAGAUUGAGAGAAGAAAGGACGAAGAGGCAGUAUAUGGAAGAAAUGAGAAUGUUAGAAGAGAGAGAAAAGUUAGCUGAGAUAGAAAAAUACGAAGUGUCAUUAAGACGAGAGAGGGAAGAGGAAGAGCGGGAGAAAGCAAAGAAGAAACAGAAGAAGAUGAAAAAGGCUGAAGUUAGAGAUGAGUACCUAGAAGACUAUAGGGCUAGAAGAAACGAUAAAAGGAUGCUGGAAAGGGACCGGACAGCAAAGAGGAAGCCUCUUAUUGAGCCUGGAAAGUUAAGUGCUGACUAUGCCCUACCUACGAAGCGUCGUAGAGGCGGGGAGGUUGGAUUGAUGAACAUCUUGGAGCGCAUAGUGGAGACACUAAGGGGCAGGCAGGAGGUUUCUUAUCUCUUUUUGAAACCUGUCCCCAGGAAAGAGGCUCCAGACUAUCUGGACAUCAUUGAUAAGCCAAUGGAUCUGUCCACAAUUAGGGAGAAGGUUAGGAGGAUGGAGUAUAAGAACCGCGAGGAUUUUAGGCAUGACGUGUGGCAGAUCACCUUCAAUGCCCACAAAUAUAACGAUGGGCGCAAUCCUGGGAUUCCUCCACUUGCGGAUCAGCUUUUGGAGUUAUGUGACUACUUGUUAAAUGAAAAUGAUGAGAGCUUGACUGAAGCUGAAGAGGGCAUUGAAUAUUAGUUAGAGCCUGGAGGGAUGUGUAUAGUUUUACUCUUCCAAAAUUUCUACAGUAGCCAUCUCCUUUUCUGUACAUAUGGGGUGGGUUUCUAACUUCUAAGGAGACUCGACUUUGUGGGGUUGUCCCUAGGUCAGGUUGUUUGUUCCCUGUUGUAUCCUUAAAAAAGAUUUUGGCUUCUGCUGAAUGAUUAUCUCAGAUGCAUAUUGGAGAAAUAACAGGAGGAAAGGUUCUUAUA
Syzygium oleosum is the source of this 6314-nucleotide messenger RNA. RefSeq names its product transcription initiation factor TFIID subunit 1. The transcript is spliced from 21 exons. Gene Ontology annotation, molecular function: TBP-class protein binding; RNA polymerase II general transcription initiation factor activity; RNA polymerase II general transcription initiation factor binding. The record is from RefSeq and is a predicted model, not a curated record. The coding region runs from base 367 to 6081 and encodes 1904 amino acids. Lineage: Eukaryota; Viridiplantae; Streptophyta; Magnoliopsida; Myrtales; Myrtaceae. Gene Ontology annotation, biological process: transcription by RNA polymerase II; RNA polymerase II preinitiation complex assembly. Gene Ontology annotation, cellular component: transcription factor TFIID complex.